UUUAUUCGCGGGUGACGGUGGGGGGCGGCGGCGGGACCGACUGUCCUUUUUCAAAGACGGCUCGCUUGACGGCAGUCGGGACGGCGGCGGCGCGCGCCACUUCUUCUUGGAAGGGCCACGUAGCGGAGCAGAGGACGCCGGUUGUUCUCAGAGGAUUGUAACGCACUUUAGCACGUAAGGUUUCGCCCGCCCCUCCAUUUUGUUAACAAACACAAAUGACAGCACCGGCUUGUGUAAUAAAGCAAAUCUGGAGGGAGCGGAAAAAAAGUGCAACCCUGAAUCUGUGCAACUCUGAUUGCGCGGACGCCAGAAGAAGAAGGAGGUCGCUCUCUUGUCGACGGAGGUAAGCCAGCAAAACCGACAACAAAAACAGCGGUAAUUCACAGUAAAUGGCUGUUCAGGAAAGACCGGGGUCCUUUCAGCAGCGUCCAUCAGCUCUCCUUUGGUCACUUCAUAGUGUGAAGAAGUUAAGGUUGCACCCAGCUGGAGCCCUCAAAGGACUAAACCCGGAUUUAUAAAAGGAGAAUUCUAAACACAUGGAGCAAGAUUUGGGACAUUUUUUAUGUCUGUCCGACUGUUUUUCCUGCCUUGGACAUCAUGGAUGCUCUUUUUGAAUCCGGUUGACUGUCACUUGCCUCAUCCCCUCCUUCCUGUCUCGACAGUACGGGGGUGGGGGGUUGGCUCUGCAUCCCCUUCCCCUCCUUGCAGACAAAGCUAGUCCCGUUUGGCAUUAUUUAUUUAUUUUUUGUGCUCCCAUCCACUUCUUUAGGUCUCCAUGAAAUCCUGCCAGAGCCUAAAGGAGGAGGUUUCUGUUCCCAGCCUUGGCGGGAUGUCACAGGAGGAGGGGGGGCACAGGGCUCCGGUGUCCCAGACUUAUUUUCAUCCCUCCAGCCAAGACCUGGAGCUGACGGAGAAGGUGUACAAAAGGGAGGUUGGUGGUAAACCAUACUCUGUGUUAGUGGACACCAAAAUGGCGGCCCGGGGAGAUCACGGUCUGGGCCAGCUGUCCUCUCAACACACCCCCCCACAGCAGUACUUCAGAGAGGGACAAGAGGCGGGAACACAGGGGUCGCGUACGGGCAACGAAACGUCCUCUGAUGACACCGACAAUGAGGACGAAGACGAUGGAGAGGAGGAGGGCUACAAGCGUGAGCAGAUCAUUGUGGAGGUGAACCUGAACAACCAGACGCUCCACGUUUCCAAAGGAGACAACAAAACUGGAACCUCAGCAGACGACUCGGAGAGAGCUGGAACUGACGAAGAGGAUGACGGGGAAGAAGAAGAUGACGAGGACGAUGAGGACAGUCCUAUCGAACAAGAAGACGACGACGAUGACGAGGAAGAGCUCGGAAGCGAAAUAAUACGGUCCAAAAGAACCCGCCGAAGUGCUGGCGGCUUGUCCGCCACCAACCAGCCGCGGAGGAAAAGCCUCCGAACGUCUCUGAGUGCAACCGGUGCCGGAAUGACCACCAGGGGGCGACGGAAGCACAUCGAAACUCCAAAGAGCAAGCGAAGGUCAACCAGGGCAGCGCCCUCUCCUGCUGGCUCCGCAGCGGCGGGAGGGAAGACGGAAAUGGAGGAGAAAGAGAUGCUGGCCUGUGAGAAGUGUCCGAGAGUCUUCAACACGCGCUGGUACCUGGAGAAGCACAUGAACGUCACCCACAGGCGCAUGCAGAUCUGUGACAAGUGCGGCAAGAAGUUCGUCCUGGAGAGCGAGCUGGCACUUCACCAGCAGACGGACUGUGAGAAGAACAUCCAGUGUGUUUCCUGCAACAAGUCCUUCAAAAAGCUGUGGUCGCUGCACGAGCACAUAAAAAUCGUGCAUGGUUAUGCAGAGAAGAAGUUCUCAUGUGAAAUCUGUGAGAAGAAGUUUUACACAAUGGCUCAUGUCCGUAAGCACAUGGUUGCUCACACAAAAGACAUGCCAUUCACCUGUGAGACGUGCGGGAAGUCAUUUAAGCGCAGCAUGUCUUUAAAAGUUCAUUCUCUGCAGCACUCGGGGGAGAAACCCUUCCGCUGUGAGAACUGUGAUGAGCGCUUCCAGUACAAGUACCAGCUGCGCUCCCACAUGAGCAUCCACAUCGGACACAAGCAGUUCAUGUGCCAGUGGUGUGGGAAGGACUUCAACAUGAAGCAGUAUUUCGACGAGCACAUGAAAACACACACAGGAGAGAAGCCGUUCAUUUGUGAGAUCUGUGGGAAGAGCUUCACCAGCCGGCCCAACAUGAAGCGCCAUCGCCGCACACACACGGGCGAGAAGCCGUACCCGUGCGACGUGUGCGGCCAGCGUUUCCGCUUCUCCAACAUGCUCAAAGCCCACAAAGAGAAGUGUUUCCGGGUCACCAGCCCCGUGGUUCUGCAGACUAGUGGACCUCCCGUGCCUGUCCGCAUCUUUACAAAUGCCUUCUCCUCCUCUUCCUCCUCCGCCUCCGGCCCCGGGCCCUCCGCCGUCACCCCGCCCACCACCUCUGCAUCUCUGGCGUUGGGUCUCAGCCCGUCGGGAGGAUCCAUUUCCCCGCCGAGCGCCAUCGGACACACCUUUUCCCACGUGCAGCUUCACUCGGCCCCCUCCCUCCAUCAUUCCCAUCUGGCAACGACCCAGCAGCACCUGGCGAGCACGCCAUCCCACCAUCACCUGGCCGUGCCCCCUGUCUCCCACCUGCCCCCGCCCCCAGCUCUGUUUAAGAGCGAGCCGCUGAAUCACUGUGGGCACGAGGACAGCAGCUACCUGCAUCACAUGACCCCGCACGACAAGGGCCCCGGAGCGCCACAGCACCACUAAGCUGCUCACUUCGCCUUGUUCCUCAUCGUCGCUUAGCCCUUGUGUGUCUGCAACACGUGGAGAAGGAUCUGGAUGCAGACAGAGUCCAGUACUCUAACACUGUAGUGUUGAAGCUGCCGCUCACUGCGCUGCUUAACUAGAAAGAACUCAUUACUAAAGUAGUGACGCAUCUAUUCAGUCUGAGGAGGCUUUUUAUCGUCGACAUGCCUUUCUUCUGUCUAAUAGAUAAAACAAAUCUGUGAAUGUUAAUUCAAACUAAUCCUCCCCCUGGUGCAGAUGUUCACGUAAAACCUCAACAUUAAACCCAAAACCGUCAUCUUCAUCUGUCCGGACGGAUUUAUCAAAAGCUGCUGAUAGAAGACGACAUACGGAAUUGUUUAGCUCUUGUUGAUUCAAAGUUAGUCAGAACUUUCUGUGCAGGUCCUUCCCAUAGCAAUAUUUCCACCCGUCUGUCAGUUCUACCAAAACCUCUGGGCCCACAGAGAAGUGUCAUGAAUGUUUGUACCAGGUUCUACCUGAACGCCGAGGCUUUCCUUCAGAGGAGCGACAGCAGUAGUGCAAGAUGCAGUGCCAUAGGCUGGAGGGGUGGACGCGAAAAUAAUGUCAAACGAUCUGUUUUUUAUUUGAACCGAGACUGAGUUUGAGGUUCAUGUGGUUAAAGUGGUGCUUUCCAUUCCAGUAGAUAAUAUAUUUCUUCAUUUUUGCUUUCACCUUUUGACUUUUUAAAAAGUACGGAACUCUGGUUGCGCGGGAUCCGUUGCGCAGGAUCCGUUCCGGCUUUCCCUGCUGCAGUCGAGCGCCCCAAGCAAACGCAACUUUAAGCACACAAGCAAAACCCAGACCGCCGAGCCGCUGACGCCCCCCCGCCGGGAUCAGUGCCACCUCAAGCUUUCAGUACUGUUAGUUGUACAGUUACGGAUGAGAUACUGCCACUGUGAGGGGCCGGACACGUGGCCCCGUCAGGAUUUACCCCAACCUCCCUUCGCUGCUGUUCAAAUAAUACGGGUUUCCAUGUCAAAGGUCAUCCCACACACACACAGUCGACCCAACUGGGACCUUUUGUCAUUAAAAGCUCUUACUGGGAAAUGGUGCAUUUUCCUUUCAGCCUAUAUUCCACGGUUUGAGGAGUUUUUGACCCUCUUUGAUCCUACAGAGGAGCACGUGUCUAAAGCUCUUGAAUGUUGCCUAAGCGGGAACGUGUUCUCUGAUUAUUCACUCAGUUUGAAGCUAUUGAGUGGCUCAGUUUGUUAGCGCCUGAUAGGAACGGUCAGGAAAGGAAGAGGGGUCACAUGUGAUCAAAGCAGUGGUGUGAAUGGUGGCUUCCAUUUGGUGUGAAUGAUUCGCUCAGACUGGAGGAGUUUUAAGGAAAUGUGUGUUAUUUGCUCUUUCUACCAAAAGCUGCUUUUCCAGAGCGCCCCAUCAUCGGGGACGGACGUAACGGUAAAUCGGCCUCACUAGUUUCCGAUUGGAGAGCUGCGAUUAUCCUGCCAAUUCUGUGGGUCUUAAUGCUGCUGCAAUACUCGCUGGUUCCAGUCCUCUCUGGUUCUCUGCUGUGAUUCAGCAUUUUGCAGUAUGGAUCUUUACUUUUAUUUUUUUUUAAAGCCUUUUUCAUUUGUGUGUAUUCUCUGCACUUUACUGCUGCGUGGGUGGGGCGCAGGGAAAGGGGGGGUUAACCAUGCAUUGUGGAGCAGAGUGGCCGCAUGGGGAAGGGUGGAGGCGCUUACUUUUGAGUGGAUGUUUUUAGGCGAGGACGGAAGGAGAAUCACAGGUGGAGGUGGGUAGUGUGAAAGAGACCACAGCAAAUGAAGGACAUUUUCUUUUAGUUUUUUUCUUAUAUAUUUCAUAAAUAAUCCUUAAAUUCAAAUGAAAACGAUGCUCCUCCUCCUGCUUUGGCUUCUUGACACUAGCCCCUCCUUGCAAUGUCUUAAAGAAUUCUUUUUUUUCCGUUUGUUGGGGUAUUUUUUUCCAUCGUGUCCCGUUUGUUCGCAGAAUGAUUCUCCUCCUCCUUUCUUUGUGAUAUAGAAUGCACUUUCUACUAAAAUCCUUAAGUAGUUAAGUAAAAAAAAUAACAUUGUAUAUUCUUUAAAGAGGUUUUAAAAAAUCAUUAUACUUUCCCCUUUGUAUUUUUAACCACUUAAUGUAGCAUUGUGUAUUUUAUUAUUGUAUCUGGUACAAAAAAAAUGUGCAGCAUUAUAAUGUCCUGGUUUGUCUAUUAUUUUUUUUUGUAUGUUCUUUGAAAACUGAGGAGAGAAGUGAAAAAGUUGGGCCUUUUUUUGAUAAUGUACAUUUAACUGACUGCUAACUUUGAGAAGUAAACGAAAAGUAGCCAUGA
Oryzias melastigma (Indian medaka) is the source of this 5114-nucleotide messenger RNA. RefSeq names its product zinc finger protein 652 (gene znf652). Gene Ontology annotation, cellular component: nucleus. Bases 776 to 2782 code for a protein of 668 amino acids. Gene Ontology annotation, biological process: regulation of transcription by RNA polymerase II. NCBI's taxonomy places the organism in Eukaryota, Metazoa, Chordata, Actinopteri, Beloniformes, Adrianichthyidae. The transcript is spliced from 6 exons. The record is from RefSeq and is a predicted model, not a curated record. Gene Ontology annotation, molecular function: RNA polymerase II cis-regulatory region sequence-specific DNA binding; DNA-binding transcription activator activity, RNA polymerase II-specific.